Molecule: messenger RNA, 1428 nt
Organism: Chaetomium strumarium
Lineage: Eukaryota; Fungi; Ascomycota; Sordariomycetes; Sordariales; Chaetomiaceae
Exons: 2
Coding region: 1-1428 (475 amino acids)
Source: RefSeq, a predicted model, not a curated record
AUGUGGAUAGCGCCCAUAGAGUUGCGUUUUCAGACGGACAAGGUGACGGACCCGGAGUGGCCUUUCCUGAACAGAUUGGCGAGUAUAUGUGUCGAGGCCGAGGUCUACACCUGCACCAACAACGAAUGCGAGAAAAAGAGGAAGACGCUGGAGGGGAUCGUGCCAAAGUGCGAGUGGAAAGGGUUCCGGGAGUGGAUCAUACGCGCUGUGUCUUGCCAAAUGUCCUUCCCGGAGGUGGAGAGGUACGGCCAGACAUUCUUCCACCUCGCGUCCGCCGUGGCCGCCUGCCAGUGGCUCGUGUACGAGUACAAGACGAAGGCGGUCCGGUUCGGGGGGGAAUUCGUUGGGAACGGGGGCAAAGCAUGCUCGAUCGGUGACGUUUUCGCCGUGUUGGACAUGAUCUAUUGGGCGGUCGUGGUGGAGUCGCACACUAUGCACUUGAGCACCGUCCUGACUAUGCCGUGGUCAUCGGACUUCGUGCCAAGCAAGGUGCUCAAGGCUGCGGUGGACCAGGCGUCGGCGUCGGCGGGCGAGCUGGGCAUCUGCCUGAACCGGCUCUGGAACCUCGCGCUGGUCACAGAACGCCGGGAGGCCGAUCUCCCCGCCUUGGUGGGACUCGCCGCCGCUCGACCACGGGAACUCCGCCAUACACUUCGCCAUAAGGGCCACGAGGAUUGUCGGGCGGGGUUCUGCAGGCUAACCUCCGUCGAUAGCACCAAGGUCACGCAGCUCCAUAAAUGCGAAGGGCGGAUCGUGCCCGAGAAAGCGAAGCAAUGCGAAACGGCGAAGCUCUUCUUCGACCGGGAAAAGCUGAACGCUGGGGGCAGCACGGUGUGGUCGAUCAACACAGUCCCGAAGCCGGAAAUCCUGCCGUCUGGAGAGCCGUACAAGUACGUCGCCAUAUCCCACGUCUGGUCGGACGGCACGGGAAUCGGAAUGGGAACGGUUGGAGAAGUAAAUCCGUGCCUCUUCAAGUUCUUCGCCACCCUGAUCGAGACGAUCGACGACGGCUACAGCGACAUCAAGUGGGACCCUUGGGACACCAUCUCUAUCCCCACAGAAGAGCAAGCCAGACGGAAAGCGAUCGACGAAAUGCACUACAACUACCAGGAGGCACAGUACACCCUCGUCAACUUUGAAUGGGCCGACGACGGCAGCCCCUGCGUUGCGCUUGUGCUUUCCGCCUGGCUGACGCGCGGCUGGACGGCCCUCGAGUUCAUCAUGUCCGGAAAGGUCAAGGUCAUAUUCAAACAAGCCGGAGGGGAUCACGGGCUCGUCGUCAAAGACAUGGACGCGGACAUCCUGGCCCGAGACCCAAGCACCUGCUCACGGGCGUACUGGAUCGCGUCCCAAGUCCUCGGCCGGCGGUCGCAGUAUCGGAACUGUUCGGCGCGGCGUCACAGCUGCACGUUGGUUCGACCUGCGUGA